Vigna umbellata (rice bean) is the source of this 684-nucleotide messenger RNA. RefSeq names its product transcription factor SCREAM2-like. The record is from RefSeq and is a predicted model, not a curated record. Gene Ontology annotation, cellular component: nucleus. Gene Ontology annotation, biological process: regulation of DNA-templated transcription. Gene Ontology annotation, molecular function: sequence-specific DNA binding; DNA-binding transcription factor activity; protein dimerization activity. NCBI's taxonomy places the organism in Eukaryota, Viridiplantae, Streptophyta, Magnoliopsida, Fabales, Fabaceae.
GCAUAAUUUAGUGUAGGGAAUAUUUAGGUACUCAUGCAAACAAACGACAUAUUACACAUAUUUUUUAAUAGCUCAGCCAAUUCUAUAAAAAAGGAAAACUUGUCUAAGCAGACAGAUGGGAAAGGAAGGGAAGAGAAAACAAACAAAAGGAGAGAAAAGCAAAAUCAAAAUCAAAACAACAACUGCACAAAAGUGAUAAGCAUGGCUUCUAGAGACAAAAGAAGAGAGUCUCUGGAACAGACUUUGCAACAACUUCGCGAUGUCACAAACUCAACUGCUCUGAACAAAGCUUCAAUCAUUGCAGAUGCCUCAAAAUACAUAGAGGAGUUGAAACAAAAAGUGGAGGGACUGAACUCAGAGCUGGGGAUCAAUGAAUCAUCAUCAAACUCUCAAAUUGAUGAACUACCUGCGGUAACUGUGAAAACCCUAAAGAAGGGUUUCCUCAUUAACGUGCUUUUAGAGAACAAUAGUCCUGGUAUGCUCGUGUCUGUACUCGAAGCCUUCGAAGAACUUGGCCUUGAUGUGCUUGAUGCUAGGGUUUCUUGUGAAGACAGUUUCCAGCUAGAAGCUGUGGGAAGAGAAAGUCACAAGAACGACAGUGUUGACGCGCAAGUGGUAAAGCAAGCAGUGUUGCAAGCAAUCAAGAAGGAGGACUAAUUAAUGAAAGCACACGGAUUAGAAAAA